Stylonychia lemnae is the source of this 816-nucleotide messenger RNA. The record is from the annotation of a GenBank genome assembly. Lineage: Eukaryota; Ciliophora; Spirotrichea; Sporadotrichida; Oxytrichidae.
AUGAAAUCCCUCAAAUCCUUAUAGGUGCCUGUUAAGGGUCAUUUCAAGAAAUCACGCUUCUCCCAAAGUUCUAAUCAGCCAUAGCUUAUGGAGUCAAACUCCCCUCUGCCAGUAAUUGAAAAAGACAGAGAAAGAUGCUAAUCUGAAGGGAAAUCAGAGCCAUAAUCGCCAUAUACUCCAUUACUCAAAUAAUUAUAAAAUCUUUAACAUCAAGAGUAACAGGUUAAAUCAGCUGUAAAUCCUAGAAUACUUGCAAUAAUUCAAUAAGAGUAAACUGAUAAGGACGCCUUCUAAAUGAAAGAACGCAAGGUAAAGACUUCUCAAUCCAAGUAAUCAACGAACUCUCCCAAUUCAAAUGAUAUGCAAAAAAAAUAUACUUGGGAUUCAUUAACAAGUGAAAAUUAAAAAUCUUAUUCUGAUAUCAUAGAUGGAGAAAACCUAAUUCAAACUGGAUAAAAUGUCAAAAUAAUUGGCGGUACAAAAUUGACUAAAGAAUACGCUAUUAAAUUGAAUCAAAAUAAGAAUUGCCUCCCAACGCGUCAAACUGAAACAAAAUUAAUAUCAAAUCCAAAGGAUAGAUUCCUAAUGAACAGAAAAAAUCUUUCCAAACUUAAAUCUUGCGAGAUAUAUGAUGAGUUUCCUCUUUUGGGAGAUGACCAUGAUUCAAAAUUUAAUUAGGAAUAGUAUAUUAUUAUCAAUGCAAGAGACCAAAUACGUCAAAAUUUACCUUCUAUCUCAGUAGGUAAUUUUGCAGGUGUUUCAAAUAGUAAUUUCAGAGAACCAUCCAUUAAGCAAGAAGACAGCAUCAAUUAAUGA